AUGCUGGCGCGCCUUACUGCGCUGACGUGCUUCUGCAGAGUGGAGGCCAUACUCUUCGACGAGCCACUAACGAAACCCUUGGACGACAUCACCGAGGCCCGGCAGCUUCUUGCGGUCAAGCUGCGGCAGCUGCACGACUUUCAGUUCGAACACUGCGUCGAUCCACACCGGGGCUCGCUCGACGAUGUUUACACGGAGGAGCAGUUCCGCAUUCUCGUUUCAGACAUCCUGCCGUACUGGGCCAAGGAGUACUUUCGGGAGUCGAUGGGUUACCCCAGUCAGUCGCUGUGGAGGGCCUUGGCCGUGAGGGUGAUGAUCCUCAUGGCGCAUCACAUGCUGGGUAGGGGGAUAAGCAUCCGCGAGAUCCGCUACUGCAAUAUGUUCACUCACGUCCUUCCGCCCAUCACGAACAGCAAGGGGGAGUCGUCGAUCCACGUUCUCGUGGUCGCCUAUCGCAACUCGAAGACCAUCAAAGACAACAAGCUCGGCCACCUGUACCUGACUCGACACAUGGACUUCCGGCAGUGCGGCUUCGGAGCAGUGUUCAUGUGGAUACAUUUCCUUUUCGACCUUGUACCGCUCCACUACAACGACGAUAAGAUCGUGCCCCCCUUGGAUUUUAGCAACCCGGAAAACUGGUCGAAGAAGCACCUGUUCUUCGCCCUCUUCGACAAGGACAAGACCGAGUUGCCGUACGCGACUCAUGCCAAAUGGGUUACCUGGGCGAUGAAAAGCGCGGAGUGGAUCCUGUCGAAAGUCACACACAUCUUUCGACGGUCUGCGGCACAGAUCCUCGCCGACAAAAACUGUGAACUCGACAACAUCGCGCAGCUGGGUCAAUGGGACAUGAACGAGAUGCGCAGGUCAUACGUCACAGGCAUCCCGCGCGGGGCCAUCCAGCUGCAAGCGGGUUUCACGACGGAACCGGGUGACUAUUACCUUGGAAGAUCGAAGAGCGAAGUACCUGCGAAGGUCCUGAAGGCUAUCGAGGAGCACAUAUUUCCAAAGGCGGAGCAGUGGCUCGACGAGAUGUCGGGUUUGUGCAAGGACAUGGAUUUCCAAAAAUGGGCGCUUGACGUGUACCUGCUCGACAAGUACGGCAUCAAGAUGCGGACCAACCCCACGCUGUCGAGAGCCUCGGACGCAUCCUUUCAACUCAACACCAAGCACCUGAUCAUGCAACUUCGGGCUGAGGUUAACUUACACAAGGAGGAGGGAGGGAAAAAAGAAAUCAAGAUCAAGCACCUCGAGCAGAAGGUCGAGUCAUUGGAGCGGGAGAAGGGCGCGAUGCAAGCGGAGAUGGAGGCGAAGGACCAGGCUCUCGCGCAACUGCAGAAAGCGUUCGACGCACUGAAGAUUACCGCGGCGACAACCGCAGCUGCGAAUGUGGGGGAGAGCGAGAGCGUGCCGCAUACGGCGACCGAAGAAACCACCCCGCCACCAUAG
This is a messenger RNA of Closterium sp. Naga37s-1, 1446 nucleotides long. The record is from the annotation of a GenBank genome assembly. NCBI's taxonomy places the organism in Eukaryota, Viridiplantae, Streptophyta, Zygnematophyceae, Desmidiales, Closteriaceae.